This is a messenger RNA of Topomyia yanbarensis, 2290 nucleotides long. RefSeq names its product enhancer of mRNA-decapping protein 3 (gene Edc3). Gene Ontology annotation, molecular function: mRNA binding. Gene Ontology annotation, biological process: P-body assembly; deadenylation-independent decapping of nuclear-transcribed mRNA. Lineage: Eukaryota; Metazoa; Arthropoda; Insecta; Diptera; Culicidae. Bases 346 to 1896 code for a protein of 516 amino acids. Gene Ontology annotation, cellular component: P-body. The transcript is spliced from 2 exons. The record is from RefSeq and is a predicted model, not a curated record.
AGUUUUGCAUGGGCUAAAAUGUUGAAAAGAAAAACGAGAUAUCGUGAACCAGAAUGAGUGUUGUGUGUGAUUAUUGGCAAAAAUUACUUCUAAACUAUUAGAAAAUUGUCCAAUUCAGCAUUAAUAUUGAAAGUGACUGUAGUGCUACGCGAUAGAUGUGCAUGUAGCAAGAAACGUGUCAAAUUAGAAAGGCUACAACAAAGAAAGUGGAGGACGUGCUGCACAUUAAUACGCAACCUCUUGUGCAAGAUAGGAAGAGGGGGAUUCAGGUCAGCAAACGCUUAACAAUCACCAGCUGGAGGCCAUUACACUUUUUCGGUGGACAUUUAGAAAAUAGUACGAGACAUGAGCGAAAAUUGGGUUGGCAAAUCUGUUUCCAUCCAAUGCCGCGGGAAUAUUGGAGUGUUUCAGGGCGUUAUCAAACAGGUCAGUCCUGUUGAGAUUGUGAUAACAAAGGCAGUGCGAAAUGGAAUCCCACUGAAGAAAACGAGUGUCGAAGUGACACUCACCUGUAAGGAUAUUGAGAAACUGAACCUAAUCUCCAGCACAAAUUUGCCGAAUUUAUUCCCGGCUAAGGUUCAGCAGAACAAUCAGUUGGAGGAUUCUGUAUUAACUGAAAUAGAUAACUUAAAGUUAACAAAUCCAAAUGGACAGCAGACAGUCCGAAUCAAAACGCCCCCAAGUGAGGGAAGAUCGUUCAAUGGAAAGUUGACCGCCAAAUCGCCUGGUCCUAGCAGAUAUGCUACUAACGGGCAACAGAAAAACGGAUAUGAGAAUGGAUCUGCAAAAAGUACAAGCCGUCCAAUUGACAUUAACGGCGGUGGCUCACAGAAAGUCAAUUCCAUUACUCCGCACAAAAACGAGAAUCAGAAAAAGAAGUCGCGCAGCGGAAAUGGCAAUGGGAACAAUGGCAGCUAUCGCUUCACCAAUAAGAACUCUGCGUUUGGGACGCCUGUUGACGAUCCGAUGAUGGACCAAGAUUUUGAUUUUGAGAAAAACCUUGCACUAUUUAAUAAGCAAGCAAUUUUUGAUGAAAUUGAUGCCAUCCAGCAAAGGCCGGAUUUGUUACGACAGACGGUGGCGUCUGGGAAGAAAAAAUACCGUCAUGAUGAGAAUGUGUUGGCUUCGGAACCAAUCCAGUAUCGCCAAAUCGAGGUGGAAAACUCUGGCGCAACAGGUUCCGACAGCGACGAAUACGUAACAGACGAAGGACUUGUGAUACCAUCGAUACCUCGCAACACACGAAACCUGGUACAACAGUUGGCGGAAAAUCAUGGCCUAACAACAGAACGUCAGAAUGAUCUCCUAGCCCGCGGGGCCACCGAGCUUGCUCUUCAGCUGCUCGGAGGCUCACGCCGGCUGACUCCUAAUAAUCAGCACCAGUGGCCAAAGAUUGUGGUGGUCUGUGAUGAACCGUACAAUGCAAGACUAAGCGAAAUCGGAAUUGCUACCGGACGGAUGCUGGCCUGCCAUGGUCUGAAGGUGUUUGUAUACGUUUCCUGUGCGACCAAGUCAACACGGACCAGUCACGAGCUGGAGCUAUUCGCAGCCACAGGAAAUCUUUUUACCUUUAAUAUCAAUACGCUUCCAUCAUCGGAUCUUGUGAUUGCAGCGAUUAAAUCGCGCAACCUUGGUGAUCCACUUCGCAACUGGCUGGCCGAAAGCCGUGCCCCUGUGCUGGCGAUUGAUCCGCCUGUCGGGGGACUCGAAGCCACUCCAGUCAAAUGCUCAAUUCUGCCUGUCUUGCCACUAAACGGGUUGGGACCGGAAACGAGCACCGGUCGGCUCUACCUGUGCAACCUGGGCAUCCCGGACAAAUUUUUCGCCGAUUCGGGCAUCAAGUACAAAUCUCCCUUCGACAAAGCCGUCAUUCCGAUUCAUCGACGAAAGGAUUAAUCAUCAUAUCACGACAAACCGCUGCCAGCAUUUCCAAUCAUAUUCAAACAGAACGGAGAUGCCAAAUCAAAGGAUUUGCGGCAAAUGGGAAGGAUCGAACGGUGUGGAGAAACCAGUGGAUAUUGGAACAAUUGCAUUUUUUUCGUAUCUUGUCUAGCGGUGGGGAAUCCGGGAAACCAACGGAUAUUUUAUGAGUUCGUAUUUUAUGUUCACGGACAAGAUACCAGCGGGAAGGUAAAGACAACGAAAGUAACCGUCAAGUUGUAAGGGAAAGAGCAAGAUAAAAUCCGUUUCCUGGGGUGUUUAUAAGUGAUUGCAAUGUUGCUGAGAACUGAAGAGUACAAAAAGAAAAGCAAUAUUCUCAAGAUAAUGGUAUAAAUACUCCUGGAAACAA